Fonticula alba is the source of this 1169-nucleotide messenger RNA. RefSeq lists its product as hypothetical. The coding region runs from base 1 to 1140 and encodes 379 amino acids. The record is from RefSeq and is a predicted model, not a curated record. NCBI's taxonomy places the organism in Eukaryota, Rotosphaerida, Fonticulaceae. The transcript has 5 exons.
AUGAACCUGCUUCCCAAGAAGAGCUGGCACAUCCGGCGGUCUGACAACCUCGCGCGCAUUGAGCGCGAUGAGGCCGCCGCCGAGGCCGAGCAGACCGAACACACCCGUCGCCAGGUGGCCGCCGAGCGAACCGAUCGCUUUGCGGCUCUGCGCGCCCGUGCCGGCCUACCACCGGCUCCGGAAUUGGUGACGGAGUUGCCUCCCGAAGAGCAGGGCCGCCCAGUUGCGGCUGCAGGGGCUCCCACCCUUGCCAGCCGCGGUCCCGCCGCCACUCAUGCGGCAGCCGAGGCUCCCCAAGUGGCACCUGCCACCACCACCACCACCACUACCACCACAUCCCGGACCAUGGCGGAUUUGGAAGAUUUCGCCGCCUCAAUCCUUGGCCCGAAUCGACCCUUGCCGGCGGCCACCGAUCGUCGGCCCCCUGGCCAAAUGGAUGAUCUUGAGGACGUGCGGACUCGCAAACAGCAGGAGCAGCGAAAUCGAUCGCAAGCUGACUUCGCAGCGGACCCCUCCUUCCGUCCGGAUUUUGCCCGCCAGGCGCUUCCCUGGUAUGCCGGCGGCCAGCACGGACCCUUUUCGCAGUCCGAGCACAAUCUCAAACGGAUAUCCGAGCGAAACAGCCGUUCCGAUCCGAAUGCUGCUUUGGACAAUAUCUUCGAAGCUGUGGCGCAUCAGCGCCUACAGGCGUCCUCAAGCCAGCUGCUCCUGGCGCCUGCUCCCGGGAGUGACAUCGCACUGCCGCAGGACUCGGGCGCCGCCCGACCGCCCGAGGCCCCCACCGCCGGUCGACGGGAGACCACCCGAGAGAAGAUGGCUCGCUUGCGGGCGGAGCGCUUGAUGCGCGAGCGCGAGGAGCGGGCCCUCUACUCCCCGACGCCUGGGCGCUAUGAGUCGCCACGCGCCACGAAUGAUCGCUUUUUCAUGGCCGUUCCCCUGCCAUCGGCACAAGCGCCAGCAGACAUGGAGGAGCCGAGGGCCGCUCACCGGACGCGGCACCGCCGCCACGGGGGUUCCCAUUCGGGCCGUCGCUCGCGUUCACGCUCACGCUCACGCUCGCCGCCCAGCCGGAGGAGACGCCACCGCUCGCCAUCCCCAAGGAGGAGCCGAGAUCAAGAUCACCACCGGAGGCGCGCCUGACUGGCGAAAUGGACAGUCCCGGAUCUCUG